This is a messenger RNA of Symbiodinium sp. CCMP2456, 159 nucleotides long. Lineage: Eukaryota; Dinophyceae; Suessiales; Symbiodiniaceae. The record is from the annotation of a GenBank genome assembly.
GCUGCCUCACAAAUGUCCACGCACUGCGCUGCAGGCCGAUCUUCCUGACUCCCGUGGCCGCACGGCCCUCCAUGUCGCCGCCCGGAAGGGCCUCACGGACUUGGUGCCUUUCAUCCUGGGAAGCCGGGCUAACCCGAAUGCUCGAGACAGUGAUGGAUG